Phascolarctos cinereus (koala) is the source of this 3138-nucleotide messenger RNA. It is a transcript of the gene TMEM64, whose product is annotated as transmembrane protein 64. The record is from RefSeq and is a predicted model, not a curated record. Gene Ontology annotation, biological process: positive regulation of osteoclast differentiation; positive regulation of bone resorption; regulation of cytosolic calcium ion concentration. NCBI's taxonomy places the organism in Eukaryota, Metazoa, Chordata, Mammalia, Diprotodontia, Phascolarctidae. Gene Ontology annotation, cellular component: endoplasmic reticulum.
UCUCAGGGGUGGGGUGGGUGGGGGCGGCGGCCGCCGAUAGCGGCAUGUGGAGCUCCGCCGGGAGCAUGCUCCAGUUGCUCCCCAAGCUCCUCAAGUACGCGGCUUUGCAGAGCCGGCGGCAGGAGCUGCUGACACGCUGGGGCCCUCCGAGGGCUGGGGGAGGCGGCGAGCCUGCGGACCGGCUCCCUCGGGGAGGCGGCGGCGAGAGCGCCGGGGCGGCGGGCGCACUUCUCAGCCCCUACCAGGAGCGCAACAGUUUGCAGUCGGACUUGGAGCUGCCCGCCCCGGGCGGGUCCUAUCCAGGGAGCGGUAACAGCGGCUGCAGCGGCGGACCCGCUGCCGCCGAGGUGAGGACCUGGCGCUACUGCUGCCUCCUGGGCACCUGUUGGUGCAAGAGCUUCCUGCUGCUCUGCGCCCUGGCCGCCCUGUGCUUCUCCUCUCUGGCCCUGGUCCGCCACUAUCUGCAGCAUCUUCUGCUGUGGGUCGAGAGCUUGGACAGCCUGCUGGGCGUGCUCCUCUUCGUCGUGGGCUUCAUCGUAGUCUCCUUCCCCUGUGGCUGGGGCUACAUCGUGCUGAACGUGGCCGCCGGCUACUUGUAUGGCUUCGUUUUGGGCAUGGGGCUCAUGGUGGUGGGGGUCCUCAUCGGCACCUUCAUCGCGCACGUGGUCUGCAAGAAGCUGCUGGCCCACUGGGUAGCCUCCAAGAUCGAGGGCAGCGAGAAGCUAAGCGCCGUCAUCCGAGUCGUGGAAGGGGGGAGCGGCCUCAAAGUGGUGGCACUGGCCCGCCUGACCCCGAUACCUUUUGGGCUUCAGAAUGCAGUGUUUUCGAUUACAGAUCUUUCAUUACCCAACUAUUUGAUGGCAUCUUCAGUUGGACUGCUUCCUACCCAGCUCCUAAAUUCUUAUUUGGGUACCACCUUGCGUACAAUGGAGGAUGUUAUCGCAGAACAGAGUUUUAGUGGCUAUUUUGUUUUUUGUUUACAGAUUGUUAUAAGUAUAGGCCUCAUGUUUUAUGUAGUACAUCGAGCUCAAGUGGAAUUGAAUGCAGCAAUUGUAGCAUGUGAAAUGGAACUGAAAACUUCUAUUGUUAAAGGCAAUAAACCAAACACCAGUGGCUCUUCAUUCUUCAACAAGAGGACUUUAACAUUUUCUGGAGGUGGAAUCAAUGUUGUAUGAGCCCAGUUCAAAAAUGUACAUAAUUAUUAGGAACCUGAUGUGUUGCUAAAUGCCUAGAAAUCACUUCACUAGUGGGCCAAGUCAGGUUAGAAAUUAAAAUUCAAGUUGUAUUAUGGCACAACCAACUGACCAGUUCUUAAAUUGCACAAUGGAUUUUUGUUUUGUUUUUAAGUGGAGUACCAUUAAGGGGUAAAGAAUUUAAAUCUAGUUGUAAUUUUGACUGCACCUUUUUACCAUUCAUUAUGCCUGUAAUGGCCUGUAGGUCUGCACUUUAGUGACUUUUUGUUUUGUUUUUAAAAUUAUUUUAUUUCUGUGUACCUUUUAAAUGGAGAAAUAGCCCAAUAUUUUUCUUCAUAGCGUUUUUAUUUAUAAGUCUGUGAAUAGUUGUGUGUAUCUUUCUUAAUGAUAAAGAACCAUAAAAGUAUGCAAUUUAGUGUACAAUAUUCUUGAAUGUCCUUUGCUUUGGAAAUAUUUCUGAAACUGAUAAACAGUAUUUUAUAUAUUAUGGGACCAUUUGGCUUCCCCUUCCCUUUUUAUUUUAAAAAACAGACAUUAACUUUUGGUUGAAUGUAUUUUUGUAUAUCAUCAAAUCAUUGCAGGGCCAUUUAUGCAUAUUCACAAGCUUAUAUCCUACAUUGUGGGACUGAAGUGCUCUUAAGAUAUCUUUUUUAUUUACACUGUGUAAUAUGCAAAGCAAAAGGGAAGCUAUAGCAUAGUUGAUGGACUGUGUGACUUCAAUAAGGUUGGUUUAGAAUUGAAACUCAUGAUCUAAUUGUGUUACAGUGACAUAUUGCCCUCACAAGUUCUUUCAUAAAAGGGCUGUUACAUUUGCAAUUCUACUUUUAAAAACUUUUUUUAAAUACAAAUUUUUUUGGUUUUAAUUUAUAAAAUAUAAUUAGGCUUUUAAAAGGAGAAAUUUCUCCCCAUAAAAAUGCUGGAAUUACUAAUACUGCAAAUACAACACAGGUGGCCUUUAAAAAAAAAAGCAAUGCCUUUUUUUCCAUGUAAAAAUUAAGCUUUAAAUAAACUUUAUAGGUUUAUUCAAGUAUAUUUUCCCCAGAUUUCAGCUUUAAGAAAAUAACUAUAUUACUGUUACAUGUCCAAAUUUGGGGACAUUUUCCUCUUUAAAGAACAAGGUUUUUUUUGAUGGUUGUUGUUUUGGUAAGACUCAGGAAUUCUGAAAUGUGAAAUUGAAAUAAACAUGGGGUCUUGAUUCUUCAUUAUGUAGCCUGAAUUUAGUAUAUAUUCUAUGUAUAGCACUUAUGAGCAUAGGUACAAUAUAUUGUUUUUAGAUGUGUUUUUAUACAGUGCAUAUGCAUUCUUACCAAUUUAUCACCUUACAUUAUGGCUUGAUUUUGAAUUUAUAAUUUGCUAUUUUCAAAGUGAUUGUAUAUUUUUGUGUUAACUUAAAAUUAUGUUUUAUAUUAUUUGCUGUAAUGAGUCAGCCGUCUUAUUUACAGUGCCUCCUUCCAUUUGUUUUGGCCUUCAGGGCCAAAAUUCUACCACUGAUUUAGCCAACGUACAUUCUAAAAUAAUAUUUUAGAGGCACAGGUUCUAGCCUGAUUCUGGGGAUGCAUUUAAUAAUUUUGAUAUUUUUCCGUCUUACAAUUUCAGUUUUAUUUAAUGGUUCAUAUGUUAUGUAGCUCUCCCAUUUUGGAUCUUAUGAUCGUGCAGACAGAACUGGAUAGAGCUAAUAGUGAAAUUAAAAGACAAUCAGUGCAAAUGCUCCAGAGGCAUACAGAAUACAAAACUGGCUUCUGAUUUUUAUUUUACAUUUUCUUGGAUCACUAUUAAAAGAGAAAAUUAGUUUUCUUAUUAUUUGAUACAAAAUCAUUUAGUAAAAAGCGCUACUAUUCAACCAAUGUGCGUGACAGUAUGCCCUGAAUUAUGCCCUAGUUUGACUAAUCUGUAAAAGAUUUAACCAUGUGUUUUUGUUGGUUGAUUUCUGUAAGUAAAAAAUGUA